Molecule: messenger RNA, 1788 nt
Organism: Vitrella brassicaformis
Lineage: Eukaryota; Vitrellaceae
Source: the annotation of a GenBank genome assembly
CAAGAAACCAACCAAAUCCCAGACGAAACGACCAACCAAUCGGCCACCCUCUGCAGAGCACGCCCUCUCCACCAAUACAGGGCAGAGAGAGUGGCAGCGAGUCAGGUACACCACGCUCAUCCCAACAUGUGUCACUCCCCCAGCCGUCCCCUCACCCACUCCCGUAUGUCAGAGAUCACCUGUUCUCUAGUCUCAGGCAGGUCCUGCAGCAGCUGGUGGGACGCACCCUCAUACAAGACCACUCGCUUCAUCUCCGGAGGCAGCGGGGAGCUGUCGUAGAGGAGAUGGGCGUUCUCGGGGGGCGUCCGCUCGUCCGCCGUGCCGUGAAGCGCCAGGAAGGGCACCUGCAUGUCAUGUGUGGGUCUGUGUUGUGUGGACAGCAGGAGUGUCGCUGAGUGUCGUCUGUGUGUGGUGCCUUCCUGCCUUGAGUAGGUGUAAGUUCUUCUCGAUGUAUUGCGGGACGGCUGUGAGGGCCGGCACCAUGCCCAGCCGAAGCUGAGGAAGCACGUGAAAGCACACACACUGACAUGUGAAUUGUGCACAUCCGGUGACUGACCGGCCGGCCAUUGGCUACCUUUGGCAAGGGCAUGAUCAGACCAUCUUGAGAGAAAGAUAGAAAUCGCACACAGACGAGCCCAGCAGUCCAUUCAAAUGCUCACAACCGUGCUGCUGCGUCAGCUGCCCACCUGCACGAACCAUCUGCAGACCUCAGACAGACAGACAGACAGACAGGCAGAUGCACACUCGUGUUCUACACACAGCACGCUCUUGUCUGCCGACCUUUCUCAUUUGGGGGACCCUGAAGGCCUCGUCGUAUGAGGGCACAUCCAGAGGGACGACGGGUAGCAUGGGAAGCAGCAACGCGAGCAUCCGCAGCAGAUACCGCACCAACCUGCACGCACAGAUAAACGUGUGUUUAUGGCGCAUGUGGACACGUGCAGCCGUACUUGGGUGGGAACACGCCCUUGGCCACUCGAAUAGCGGUGCCGCUGAGAAUGAGACCGGCCAGCGGCAGACGCUGGUAAGGAUAACACGUGAGGCCCCAGAAGAAGUCAUAGAACAGCUGUCGCUCCGCCCUGGCAACCCGCAUCUCCUCCUGUAUGGCCAGCACGACAGCGAUGCUCGCACCCAUCGACUCCCCAAACACAAACACCGGCACACCCGCCACUCGCCGCCGCUCAAUCAUCCGACGCACAUCGUCGACAUAGUGCUGAAACCGACCAAUGUGCACACGAGUGCCCCCGCUCCUGCCAUGGCCCUGUAGGUCCAUCGCCAUGACGUCCACGCCAUCACUCGCUAGUGCAGCCGCCAGCUCGCCGAAGUAGCCGGAAUGGAAGCUGACGCCGUGGAUGAGGUACAUCUGUGCACGAACCUUUCCCUGAGGCCGCCACCUACAUGACACACAAAAUGCGCAGAUAAAGUGACUCAUCCAUUCAUCCAUCCAUCCAUCCAUCUGUUUAGUCUGUACAGUGUGUGCACCUUCGUGUGAAGAGCCGCACGCCCCGCUCAUUGAUCAUCAUGCCCUCCUCACACUGCACUGGGCCAGGCCGACCUCUCGUCUGCAGUAGACCCGGCAAGCUCAUUGUCUGAUGGCUGCUGAUGGACAGGGCAAGAGGACACAUCAGAAAGAGCAGCAUCGUCACCAGAUCUGACGCCGCGUUUGCCAGAUCACGCUUUGAGCAACUUCUGUGUGAGAGCGGCAUUGCGAAUGUCUGACACAAGCAGCUUCCGUGAGUGAGCUCCCGACCAUACUUAGGCCUUCAGAUGCGUCCUGAGCCGAUUUUUUCG